AGCUAAGUUAAGCAGUGUAAUAAUGCAAAGUAAUAUCGGUUUAUAAAACUUUCGUCAGAGUGAUAAAACGAAUUUAGUCUUUGUUCGGACGCGAGGCUGGGCAGCAGACAGCGUUACUAAAGUGGCAUUGCGGGUAAAUUGAGGAGAAUAAAAAUAAUAAAAAAAAAUAAAUAUAUAAAGAACUGCAUAAUGAAGUGAAUAUUAAUAAAAAUGAGUUGAGACUUGAGAGAAUUAUUGAAAAAUUAAUUAAAAAAAAAUUAUUCAAAAAAAUAAUUAUUUAAUAAAUUUUAUAAUCAAAAAUAUUGUUGAAAAGUGUGUGCGAGCGCUUAAUUAAGCUUUUAAUAGACAUUUAAAAAAUUGUGCAAUAUUUAUUGUGUUGAAUAUAUAGCUAUAAUUUACUAUGAAAUAAAAAAAAUAUUAAAAAAAAAAAUAAAAAAUUGAAAAAAGGACUUUUUUUGUGGAAAAGUGAAAAUUUAUUAACAUUCAAAAGUGCUUAAAUUAGCAAAGACAAUUUACGAAUUAAAAAUCAAUUAAUCAUAACUAGUUACACGCUCGAAAUUUUUUCAAUGCCAAUCUCGUUGUCCAUUUGCUGUACAAUUUAUUGGAUUAAAAAGCACACGUAAAUUGAAAGCGCAGCUUACAGCUUAAAAGCUUAAAAGCUCAGGAGCGCAUACAAACAGCAUACACACUAACACGAAUGCACUUAUUUUAUAUAUAUUUUAUACACUAUUAGUAACACGUAUAGCUAGUGAAAGAGAGACGUGUAAAGCAAAGCGCAAAGCGUAAUAGACGACAGAAAGUGGCCGGACUUUACUUUUUCGUUUAGUGAUUUUUCAUGCUUUUUGUUUUUUUUUUGUUAUUGUUGUUAGUCUGUUUUGUGAAUGGAAUUGAAAUAAAUCGCUGAUUAUCUUCUUAAAUUGAAUUUAAUCAAGACGAACGGACGUUUAAUUUCAAGUGUUUCAUUGCGCGCGCGCCUCUUCCUCCCCCCACGCGCACACAUUCAUAAUACACGUACUUGUGCUGGACUAUGCUACAUCGAAGCAGCUGCUGAAAUCUCACAUACAAAUAGUGUACACCUAAAUCAACGUUAUUAGCGACUGUGUGGAGUCGUUGUGCAUCACAUAUACAUAGCGGUAAUACAAUAGCGCCGCUGAAGCAACCAAUUUUGAUGAUCACUUGUGCACGAAACACUAGUCAGUCGCACGCUUGGGCGGCCUAACGUCGGUUUUUUUUAUAGCUAACUGAAGACAGAACUGUUUCGCUGUGUCGGUGUGUGUAGAGGAGCGGAAAAUACCAUAAAGCGCGUGCCGCUCCAACUUCGAAGCCAAACUCCAUUUUGUGCAUAUUUCAUAGAAAACUACACAGAAAAUACACAAACAAAGUGCGACUGUUGCAACUAAAUCAUCAAACAUUACUGUAAAUCUAGCAGCAGAUUCCACACCCCCGAACUAACGCACCACCCCAAUCGCUCCGCCUUCACAACGCACCCACUGUGAACAUAGAACUUCCAGCUCCCAGCAAGUCGCAACCAACAACCAGUGUCAGCGCCAGUACGCCAGCCCCCAGCACUGCGCAUUUGCGUUUGUGUUAUAUUUAUGGUGUUUACAUUUUGGUGACAGCACAAACAUACAGCGACAUAAUUUACUGCAGCGCAACGCCGCCGAGUGAAGUAACAGCUGCGCGCGCCGCACAAGCGCCAUCAACAAGGUGAAGGUUCAGCGGCAAGGCACCAGGUCCCCAACUAUUUCACACAAAUAUCGUAGUAAACCUUGUAACAGUGAGACACCGCACACAAAAUGGCAAUAAUAGGUGGCGAGGAGACGGCCACGGAGACUAUUGAUAUGGUGCAUGUGGAGAAGGUGAAACCGUCGAAAUUCGGUGAAUUCUGUCGCCGCAAUGGCAUAAAUCCGAAUUUGAUAAUGUUGAAGAUAACGCUGUUCGUCAUGUAUGGCGCAACAUCAUCGCUACUGCCCUACUUGACCAUACACAUGCAGUCGAUCGGUCUGACAGUGGAGGAGAUUGCCAUCAUAUAUCUGGCAUUGCCGUUCACCACCUUUCUCAGUCCACCAAUUACAGGUUUCCUUGUCGAUAAAUUUGGCAAGUACAAGCCGGUCGUCAUAAUGAGUUUGCUGCUGAAUGCACUUUUCCAUCACUCGCUCUUGUUCAUACCACAACAGGAGAUUCCCGGUAUUGUGCCAUCGGCAUUUGUUAUGCGCCAUCCAGAUACUGGCGAUAUAGAGGUCUGGUGGUCACCCUGUCCCAGUCGUGAAUGCCCCGAGGAGCCGGAGCUUGAUUUGGCUGUGAAUCAAUGUGUGGACUAUUGUCUGCUGCAGGAACAACAACAACAGCAGCAACAACCAACGCCUAAACCCUCGUUAUUCGGUCCAUCGCCCGAUUAUUAUACGACAACGCAACGUGCGCCCACAACAACAACAACAACGAUGAGUACAACCACGACAAUGAGUACACUGUCAACAACAGCAACAAUAGUCACCGCUGAGUCACCAACACCAACAACAUCCAUAGCCAUGCUGGAUCCAACAGGCAGCGCGUCGUCUCCCUACCCACCUUCGGCUCCUCCACUAUCAACGACGACGACGACAACAGCGCGCAGUACAACGACAACAACUACGGAGACAGCGGCAGCAGCAGCAGCAGCCGCUCGUGCCGAGACAGCAGCAGCGGCGGCGGCCGCAUUCACAACACCCAGCCCAGCGAUGGCCCGUUUCCAAGAUGUACUUAAUAUGUCAUCGACAAUGUUCCCGCCGGUGGUGACGUCUUCUUCGGCCUUGUCAGAGCUGGAGCAGGGAUGGAAUUUGGAGACAGGCGAACUGGGCAACGACAGCAUCUACAAUCCGAAGAGUUGGGUGCACUCCGAUGGCACGGAUGCCGCCUAUUUUAUGCUUCAAAUGCAUCCCGAUUUGGCUGACCCCAUUGAGCAAUUGGGCAUGGAAAUCGAACCGGAUGACAAUGAGACGGUGACCGAUUUCAAGCAGCGCUUCGGCGAGAAGCGGCUGUGGGAUAUGCAAAUCAAUGUCACCGAUUUGGAUGAAUUGGAUCUACGUUGCGGCGGUCUGGUGCGUCGCUCCAAUAUGUCGCAGCUCACAAACGGCACCGUCAGCUGUAUGGUGCAACGCUGUAUAUUCACAAUGAAUGCACCGGAGAUUUGUCCGCCCGAUUACAAAGAAUCAGAUGAUCGCGUCUUUUGGAUUUACUUUUUAUUGAGAUUCCUCGCCACUACUAUGCUGUCUGCUGGUGUCACCAUAAUGGAUCCCAUAGCGCUGACUAUGAUUGAGAAAUACGGUGGCGAUUUCGGACGCGAGCGUCUCUUCUCCAGCAUUGGCAUGGCCAUCUUUUCGCCAAUUACUGGCAUAAUGAUUGAUUAUUUUUCGCGUGGUCUUGGCUACACCGACUACUCGGCGGCCUUUUAUACCUACGAUUUGUUGUUGGUGAUUUCGACGAUUUCGGUGUUGAUGAUGCCGUUGGGCGAUAAAUUGCCGGCAGAUAAUGUGUUCCGUGAUUUGUGGAAUUUACUGAAGAUGCCACAUGUGAUAACAUUCAUAUUCUUCCUCUUCAUUUUGGGUAAUUUCUGGGGUUUCAUCGAGAGUUUCCUCUUCCUCUACCUGAAGGAGUUGGGCGCACCCAAUUACUUGUUAGGCAUAACCAUCACUGUCGGUACGGUGAGCAGUAUUCCCUUCCUGUAUGGCGCCGAACGUAUCACCCGUAUCUUUGGGCAUGUUAAUUUGAUUAUCAUUGCUUUCUUCUCACAUGCUGGCCGCCUAGUGGGCUAUUCGUUCAUUGAAAAUGCCUGGUGGUGUUUCCCAUUCGAAGCGAUGGAGGCACUGUCAUGCCAUUUGAUGUGGGUGGCAGCGGCCACUUAUUGUUCGAUUUUGGCACCGAAAAGCUUGUUAGCCACAUUGAUUGGUGUGCUGGGCAUGGCACAUUUCAGUUUGGGUCGUGGUAGUGGUUCCUUUACUGGUGGUCUAUUAAUUGGACAGUUCGGCACAAGAGAUGCCUUCCGUUAUAUGGGUCUGUUGGCUGUGGUAGGCGGUAUCGCUUACGGCUUACUGCAUCUGGCUUGGUUACGUAAGUUCGAUCAUAAUAUUGACGACUGUGAAGAAGAAGCCGAGGCUAUGGAGAAUGGUGAGACCGAGAAGCUCACAGAACCGGCCACAAAAGAGCAGGGCACAUCUAUGUCACUGGAACGUCUCAGUUUGAUGAUCAAAUACAAUCAGAUAGGCAGCUUAACUUCGCUGCCACGUGGCUCAAGGGCGGAUAUACACGACCAUUUGUCACAUCGUCGCAGCAGUUAUAAUGUCGAGUCAACGCGUGUACCACGCCAUGGUAGUCACAUCGGCAGCGCCUCGAAGGUUGACAUUUUGCGCUCAACACUGGAUAUAAAUCACAAAUCCUCAAAUAAUUCGGUGCUGAGCAAAGCCGAUAACAAAACAUCAAAUCAAUCAUUAGGACGAAAUCGUGCCGACAGCGCACCCAAAUUGAAUCACAGCAAUCUGAAGAACAUCUCACAGCCGACGCUGGAGGGUGUGGUGCUCGAGGAUCAAGAUACCACCAAAGUGAUACCCGAAGAGACCGAUUUGAAUAAUUCGAAAAUCACUGUCGCCAGUCAAGAUGACACCGCCAACACACAACAAGUCAACGGCAAGGGCGCGAGUAUAGCAGGCGAACGAAAUGUCAAGGACGAUGCUACAUGAUUUAUGGUUUGCCAACAAACACACACACACACACAGUAAUGUCUACAUAGCUACAUAACACGUACAUAUAUGAGUUGAAAUAUAUAUGUAUUUGAAUUGAGUGAUAUUAACUAAAUGCAAACAAUAAAAAUUUAUUAAAAUAAUAUGAAUAAUAAUAGCAAAGAGAUCGCGAAGCAGCUAAUGGUUUCAUAAAAAAAUCUUCCUUAUUAAUAUGGUAGUCAUUUCUGGGUCCCCAUAAUACAAAGUUUGGCAUAGUAUAUAUAGUAUAUGUAUGCCCGUCAAGCAACAAAGUAUUCGUAAUUAAGUAAUGUUGUUUAUUUUAGCGAAAUGAAGUUUUGUUUUUGUUUAGUUUUAGCAAUGAAACACGCUAUUAUUUACUUUUAUUUGUUAGUUUUAAUUUAAUUUUUGCUCAGCGCAUUAAUUUACUUUCGCAUAUAUGUAUUUUGUUAUUUGUAUUGUAUAUGUAUGUAUAUUGUAUUUGUUAUUUGUAAAUCUAAAACUCCUACUCAUGUAAACUUCAAAUAUCGAACGUCUAAUAUAUAAUAAAAAUGAAUAAAAUUUUAGAA
Zeugodacus cucurbitae (melon fly) is the source of this 5278-nucleotide messenger RNA. RefSeq lists its product as uncharacterized. Gene Ontology annotation, cellular component: membrane. The record is from RefSeq and is a predicted model, not a curated record. The transcript has 11 exons. The coding region runs from base 1797 to 4712 and encodes 971 amino acids. Lineage: Eukaryota; Metazoa; Arthropoda; Insecta; Diptera; Tephritidae.